Uncinocarpus reesii 1704 is the source of this 4383-nucleotide messenger RNA. RefSeq lists its product as uncharacterized. The record is from RefSeq and is a predicted model, not a curated record. The coding region runs from base 1 to 4383 and encodes 1460 amino acids. Gene Ontology annotation, molecular function: single-stranded DNA binding; DNA replication origin binding; DNA-directed DNA polymerase activity. Lineage: Eukaryota; Fungi; Ascomycota; Eurotiomycetes; Onygenales; Onygenaceae. Gene Ontology annotation, biological process: DNA replication; leading strand elongation; mitotic DNA replication initiation. The transcript is spliced from 5 exons. Gene Ontology annotation, cellular component: alpha DNA polymerase:primase complex.
AUGGCAGCUGCACGCGCAAAGUUGGCUGAACUGCGUGCUCUACGUGCAUCGGGCAAAAAGCGACUCGCAACCUAUGAAGUUGAAGAAGAAGGUGACAUUUACGAAGAAGUCGACGAGGAGGGAUACAAGAAGGUUGUUAGGCAACGGCUCGACCGCGACGACUUUGUCGUUGACGAUAAUGGCGAGGGUUACGCGGACGACGGCCGUGAAGAAUGGGACACACGGCAAGCGGACAGCGGGAGCGAGAGCGAUGAACCGGCCUUGAGAGGCAAGGCGGCUAAACGCAAGCGAGAAGAGGACAAACAUCGAAAAGAGAAGAUAAACAAUGGAAUCAACAAAUAUUUCAGCAACGCUUUUGCUGCCCCGAAUGCUACAAAACCAAAGCGCAAUGCCACCGCUGAAGAUGAAGCGUUUAUGGCAGGUCUACUAGAAGAAAUGGAUACGAAUGUUGCGUCGUCUCGCCUACCCGUCAAAAAGCCCGUGAAAUCGGAGACUCGACGGAAAGUCCGCAUUAUCUCACCUCCUCGGUCUCAGGAAUCCACUCCGAUAAAGCCGAAGGAACAAAAGACCGUCAUCCCCGCCAAAAUUGAUACGGAGCCGAAAUCUGAUAUCGAUUUCGAUGACGAUGCGGGAUACCUUCCCAUGGGCGGUGACGACGAUGGGCCCAUGAGUGAUCCUUUGCCAUCCUCCCCGGUCGCAAAAGCAGUGGAACGGAGAAAGGCCUCAUCCGUGAAACAGGAGGAUGAAAGCAUGGACGAUAUGGAUGACGAGGAGUUUAUGACUGUUGCCGAAGCAACCGGACACAACGAAGCCAAUGCAGCCAGAGUCAAUAUGACUGGAAAACGACCUCCUCCCCAACCAAAAGUGAAAGAUACUGCUUAUCCCUCCCCUACCUCGUCGUCUCCUGUAAGGGCCAAUUCAGAUGCAAUAGAUCCUUCGUCAUGGACGGAUGUAACGAAGAGACUCAACGUCUUGAGUAGCCCGCCUCAAGAGACCCACGCUUUUGGCAAGCUACGAGCUGAAGACGCUGUAGAGGCGGAUGGAAGCUUACGCUUGUUUUGGUUUGAUUAUACCGAAGUUAACGGGGCCCUCUGCCUAUUUGGUAAAGUCAAAAACAAAAGAACUGGCAAAUAUGUCAGCGCUUUUGUCAAGGUCGACAAUAUCUUACGGAAGCUAUACUUUCUGCCCCGUAAGCACGACGGGCAGAAUACAGAUGAAGAAGCUGAUAUUGAGAACGUCUAUCAAGAAGUUGACCGGCUUAUGACCAAGCUGAGAGUUGGCACGCAUAAAAUCAAACCCUGCGAAAGAAAGUAUGCUUUCGAGCUCCCGGAUAUUCCCAAGGAAGCGAAAUAUCUCAAGCUUAUGUACUCUUACGCAAAACCAGCAUUGCCGAUUGACGUUCAAGGCGAGACGUUCUCCCAUGUUUUCGGUACAAAUACUUCUCUUUUUGAGCAAUUCGUGCUCUGGAAGAACAUCAUGGGCCCCUGUUGGCUUAAAAUCGAAGACGCAGAUUUUACAGCUAUCAAUGGUGCCUCUUGGUGUAAACUUGAAUGUCAGGUUUCGGACCCGGAGCUCAUAUCUUCGAUUUCAGAUUCCGAAAAUUUGGACCACCCUACAUUCACGUUGAUGAGUCUGGCGCUACGUACGCAGCUCAACGUUAAAGAGAACAAGCAAGAGAUUUUGGUUGCGAGUGCGAGGGUUUACGAGAAUGUUUCUUUGACGGACACUACGCCCCCUGAAAAGCUUCCAUGCAAGACGUUCACGGUUAUGAGACCGUCAGGUUCUACAUAUCCUAUUGGAUUUGAGGCUGAAACCCGAAAACACCGUGGCACAUUUAUGCUAGAAAAGAGCGAACAGUUUCUCCUGAGCAAAUUCUUGGCUUUAUUCGAAAAAAUGGAUCCUGAUGUCGUGAUGGGCCACCAGCUUCAAGAAGUAGACUUGACAAUCCUGAUAAACAGACUAAAGGAAAAGAAAACCCCGGGCUGGCACCGAAUUGGCCGAAUGAAAAGAAGCGAAUGGCCGAAGAAUUUUCGAGGAGCAGGUUUCUUUGGGGAAAGACAGUUGGUAGCUGGACGCCUUAUAUGCGAUGUCGGAAAUGACAUGGGAAAGUCGUUGAUGACGAAGUGUCAAUCGUGGAGUCUCACAGAAAUGUGUCAAUUAUACCUCGGAGACGACAACCUACGGCGAGAAAUUGACAAUGAAUCUGCACUCAAAACUUGGGCUGUCACCAAGGAAGGGUUGAUGAAUUAUGUUAGCCACUGCGAAGCUGAUACCUAUUUCAUUGCUGCGCUCGUCUUGAAGCUUCAGAUGCUUCCCCUGACCAAGGUUCUUACCAAUCUCGCUGGCAAUUCAUGGGCCAGGACUCUUACCGGCACAAGAGCUGAACGGAAUGAAUACAUUCUGUUACAUGAAUUUUAUCGAAAUAAGUACAUUUGUCCGGACAAAUACUCUGGGAAGUCACAGCCGAAGAUGGAAGAGCAUGAAGGUGAUGACGACGGAGCUGACAAAAAGAAGAAAGACAAAUACAAGGGCGGCCUUGUCUUUGAACCAGAGAAGGGUUUGUACGACAAAUACGUACUUGUCAUGGACUUUAACAGUUUGUACCCAAGUAUUAUUCAAGAGUACAACAUUUGUUUCACUACGGUGAAUCGAGAGCUAGUAUCUGAAAAUGAAAAUGAGGAGAAGGUUCCUCGCGUCCCAACUGAUCAGGCUCAGGGUAUAUUACCGCGAUUGAUCUCUACACUUGUCAGUCGAAGAAGGGAGGUGAAAAAAUUAAUGAAAAAUAAACGUGCAACUCCCGAGGAGCUAGCUCUAUGGGAUACGAAACAAUUAGCGCUGAAGCUCACUGCUAAUUCCAUGUACGGGUGCCUAGGAUAUACACAGUCUAGGUUCUAUGCUCGACCGCUUGCUAUGCUCACAACCUUCAAAGGUCGUGAGAUUCUGUUGAAUACCAAAGAACUGGCUGAAAAGAAUCAACUUCGCGUUAUUUACGGUGACACUGACUCCGUCAUGAUCAACACCAACGCGGAUAAUGUCGAAGAAGCUCUAAAAGUUGGUAGAGACUUCAAGAGACUUGUUAACGACAGCUACAAAUUGCUUGAGAUCGAUAUUGACAAUGUUUUUCGUCGGUUAUUGUUACAUGCGAAGAAGAAGUAUGCUGCAAUCAAUAUGACGGAGGUGGACGGUAAAUACGUUGAUCACCUUGAAGUUAAAGGUUUAGAUAUGAAGAGAAGAGAAUACUGCGCCCUGUCUAAAGAGGUUUCUUCAAAACUCCUUACCGAAAUCCUUUCUGGGGAAGAUACCGAAGUGGUUCUGGGCAAAGUUUACGACUACCUGAGAGACCUCGCCCAGAAAAUGAAGGAAUUCACAAUUCCGGUGCAGAAAUACGUGAUUUUCACGAAACUGUCGAAGCGACCGGAUGAAUAUCCCAAUAAGGAGACUAUGCCUCCUGCUCAGGUAGCUCUACGAGAAUUAGCUAGAGGAAAAACCAUUCGCCCAAACGACGUUAUCUCCUAUAUUGUAACCUCGGGAGACACCGAAACCGCGUCGUUACCCCCAGCCAAGCGCUCUUAUACGCUACAGGAUGUUAUGAAACAAGACUCCGGGUUGAAGCCAGAUAUAGAAUUCUACCUCCUCAAACAAAUAUUCCCUCCCAUCGAACGUCUCUGUGCUCCGAUUCCUGGCACAGACGCUGUCCAACUAGCCGAAUGCUUAGGUUUGGAUGUUAAGAAGUAUCAAAUCAACACUUCCAGCACCCACAACCAGCAAAGCCUAGAAUUAUGCCCUCUUGAAUCUCAAAUCCCUGAUGCACUCCGCUUCGAAAAAGCUGCUCGAUUCACACUUCGCUGCCGCACUUGUCGUGAACGGACGAUCUUUGAAGGCCUUAGCGUUUCAUCGAACGCGUGUACUCCAAACGGCCUUGUGUGUCCAAAUACAAACUGCAAAAAACCGUUUUCUGUUAUCUCCAUUGUGGCACAGCUUGAGAAUCAAAUUCGGGCCCAGACAACCAAGUACUACGAAGGCUGGCUUGUCUGUGACGAUCCUGCGUGUCACAAUAGAACUAGGCAGAUGAGUGUCUAUGGUCACCGCUGUUUAGGGCCCCGAGGACGAGCUGAAGGCUGCCUAGGUCGUAUGUCCUAUGAAUAUACAGAGAAGCAGCUAUAUAACCAAAUGUUAUACUUUUCGUCAUUGUGGGAUGUGGAUAAAGUAAAGGCCAUCGCUGAGAAGGAAGCCGCCGGUGAAACAAAAGACAAACUAUUGGCACUUGCGGAGUGGAAUCGUGCGAGGUUUGGGACAAUCAGAGGCGUUGUUGACGGGUAUCUGAAGAAAUGUGGACGACAAUGGGUUGAGAUGGAUGUUAUUUUUGGGUUUGCUAUGAAGUAA